GUCGCCGGUGUCGGUGAUGCCUUCACCGGCGACGCCGCUGACUACACCGUCGGUCUCCUGCUCGACGUUCUCCGUCGCAUCUCUGCGUCCGAUCGGCUCCUCCGUGGAGGCGUUCGUGGUGGCCCUCCUCUGGCUUGCAAGAGGAGCAGAGCCAGAAAAUUUUUGUCCAGACAUGGCUGACAAUUUUUUCAUUACACUCUACUCUUCUGAAACUGACCACACCUUCCUCCCCUCUGAUUGACACGAACAACGAAGCACGAGCAGCAAGAACAUCUCCCCUUCCGUCAAUGGAUUGGAUCUAGGACGAGAACGGGGAAGUGAACGGACAGAGAGUUUUACAGCAGCAAGGACCAUCAAUUUGCUUGUGUCAGUGGACAUUACGGUAUCACCUGCCAUAGAUAAAGCGGCCAUGCCAUGCCGGUGGUGGCGGCGAGAUGGACCAGCAGCGACCGGUUCUCCGCCUCGGAGCUUCGUCCUUCGAGGGGCUCACCGACUUGCUCAAAUUCCAUGGCUUCCAAGUUCUCAAGCCAUGGGAGUCCCACCUCUCACUCGACGCAUUCUUGGCCUCCCACUGCUGCGCCGUCCGCGCGUUGCUAGUCUCCAGCCUCGUCCAUGUCGACGACGCCAUCUUGGAGAAAUUGCCCUCCCUCGGAGUCAUCGUCACCAUGAGUGCCGGCGUCAGCCACAUCGACCUCCAAGCUUGCCGGAGAAAGGGCAUCGUUGUCACCAACGCCGGUGACGCCUUCACCGGCGACGCCGCCGACUACGCUGUCGGUCUCCUGCUCGACGUUCUCCGUCGCGUCUCCGCGUCCGACCGGCUCCUCCGUGGAGGAUUUCGUGGCUGCCCCCUUCUGGCUUGCCAGGUUGCAGGGAAGAGAGUAGGCAUUGUUGGUUUAGGGAGAAUUGGUUCGGCCACUGCAAGGAGGCUACAGGCCUUUGGUUGCAUCAUCUCAUACACUUCCAGAACUAUGAAACCUUCAGUGCCAUUCACCUUCUUCACCAAUGUGCGUGAUCUUGCAGCCCAAAGCGAUGUGCUUGUGCUGACAUGCGCUUUGACAGAGGAGACGCACCACAUUGUUAACAAGGAGGUGCUUGCUGCAUUAGGCAAAAACGGGGUUGUGAUUAACGUAGGGCGAGGUUCGCUCAUUGAUGAGAAAGAGUUGGUGAGGAGCUUGGUGCAUGGAGAGAUUGGUGGCGCCGGCCUGGACGUGUUUGAGAACGAGCCCAAAGUGCCAGAGGAACUUCUCCAUAUGAACAAUGUUGUCUUGUCCCCCCAUAAAGCUGUCGCAACCUUGGAAUCACAGAAGGGAGUAUGUGAUCUUACUGUUGCUAAUCUGAUAGCCUUCUUUGAGAACAAGCCACUCUCCUCUGUAGUGGAACUGUGACCUGCAAUGGCGUUAAAUUCAUGGCUACAGUACGAGACUCAAGUAACGCAGCCUGAAGUCCUUUACAACAUGUUUCUUAUGAUUUCUGUUGUUUGGCUUAAUGUGAUCUAUCUGCUUCACUGGAAACACUUGGCAGAUUCAUGAAUUCUGCACAAAAUAAUGUUCUAUGAACAUCAUCUUGUUCUUGCUCCA
Nymphaea colorata (pocket water lily) is the source of this 1577-nucleotide messenger RNA. RefSeq names its product glyoxylate/hydroxypyruvate reductase HPR3-like. The coding region runs from base 435 to 1385 and encodes 316 amino acids. NCBI's taxonomy places the organism in Eukaryota, Viridiplantae, Streptophyta, Magnoliopsida, Nymphaeales, Nymphaeaceae. The record is from RefSeq and is a predicted model, not a curated record. The transcript is spliced from 4 exons. Gene Ontology annotation, cellular component: cytosol. Gene Ontology annotation, molecular function: hydroxypyruvate reductase [NAD(P)H] activity; glyoxylate reductase (NADPH) activity; NAD binding.